Messenger RNA from Fusarium sp. VM40, 1722 nucleotides. Lineage: Eukaryota; Fungi; Ascomycota; Sordariomycetes; Hypocreales; Nectriaceae. The record is from the annotation of a GenBank genome assembly.
AUGACAUCUACCCACCACGUUGGGCAGCGCGUCUCAUAUGAUGGCGCUCUCUGCACAGUGAGGUUUGUUGGCGAAGUCGCAGGCACCUCAGGAACAUGGCUGGGCGUAGAAUGGGACGACUCAGCCCGAGGCAAACACGACGGAUGUCACAAGGGCGUUCGCUACUUUACCUGCAAAUCCAAAUCCCCCACCGCUGCUUCAUUUGUGCGCCCUUCACGUCCCGCUGACCCGCCGCGUCACUUCCUAGCAGCCGUCAACCACAAAUAUGCAUCCGAGUACACACUGCCAGAUGGAAGAAGGGCGGCUGAGGAGAUUGUAUUCUUCGGCAAGCGCGCUGAGGAGGUCGGCUUUGAGAAGAUCCGCCGCAAGCAGGCCAAUAUUGGCGAGCUCACAGUUGUGAUUCUUGAGGAUCUUCAGGUCGACAGCGCAAGGGCAGAUGAUGAAGCAGAUGGUAUAAUUGCAAAGACGUGUCCCAAAAUCACGCAGCUGGACCUCAGUCGUAACCUGUUUGACCGGCUUGACCAUGUGUUUGACAUUUGUCGGGAACUACCACACCUCCAGCAUCUCACCCUCAAUGGCAAUCGAUUCCAAAACAUAUUGGAAAAUCAAUCAAACGACAGCCUCAAAAAGGUAAAAGAAUUGUCGCUCGAGGAAACCAUUAUGUCAUGGGAAGAAGUCUGCCACAUCGCAACAAAGUGUCCCUCUCUGGCUGCGCUUGAUGCUGGAUCCAACCAGUUUUCAUCUCUGCCUAACCUCGACUACGGCAUCCUCUCGUCAACCUUGACAUCAAUCAAUCUUGAAAUCAACGAGUUCACAACAUUUGCUGAUUUCAGCACUCUUACUGUCCUCACUACGCUGCGUAACAUUCACCUCAAGGGAAACAACAUCUCGUCAAUGGCCCCAGAAGGCGUUGAGGGACCGAUUUUCUCAGAAAACUUGCAAUAUCUCGAUGUUUCGUACAACAACAUCCAGUCGUGGACAUUCGUCGACCAGCUUCCCAAACAUUUCCCUGGUUUGGUUGGGCUGCGCAUCGGUCACAACCCCUUCUAUGAUGCCGCCGAUGCCGAUGCAAAGGUAUCCUCAUCAGAAGAGUCUCACAUGUUUGUUGUUGCUCGCCUUGCUUCACUCAAGUCCCUCAACUUUAGCCAAGUCACACCGGCUGACAGGACUAAUGCCGAAAUGUUCUACCUCUCUCGUAUCGGAAAACAGCUUGCGACCGUAUCAGAAGACGCUGAAGAUGAGGUCCUGGCCCACCACCCUCGCUAUGCUGAGCUCUGUGAGAUUUACGGCACACCAAACGUCGUUCGUAAAACAGAGGCCAAUCCCGCAUACCUGGAAGCUCGGCUAGUCACUGUUGAUUUCCAUCUUCAGGACGGCGAGGAGAAAACGACCAGGAUCCCCAACUCCUUCGAUAUUUAUGCGGUCAAGGGAGUUGCAGGCAGACUUUUUGGCUUGUCUCCCCUCAAGCUUGGGCUCAUUUGGGAAACAGGAGAAUGGGACCCCGUAGCUGGAUUUGACGAUCAAGAGGGCGAAAGCAGUGAUGAGGAAGACGCCGAAGAGGAGAGGGAACGCCAAGUAUUGGAUGCGCAAGCUGCUGAGGAAGAUGCUGCAGGCAAACCAGGACGAUGGGUAAAGAGGGAAGUGGAACUCAGGGACGGACCUAGACAAUUGAGUUACUGCGUGGAUGGUAUGGAUGUUAAAAUUCGCGUGGAGGCUCGAUAG